CACACACACACACACACACACCUCAGCAUGCUGGAGCCUGGAGACUCUCAUGUCACGGAUUUUGUAGCCUCAUUUUUGUUCUCUCUCUCAACUCUCUUUGGACAGUCUUUCUGACCUCACACGUGGCUGGAUGUGUCAGACCUCACACACACCUCACACACACCUCACUGACGUACAGACAGUCAGGAUUCCUCCUGAGUCCUGCUGGAGAAGCCGGAGGAGUGCGUCCAGGUUAAAUCUUUCCAAGAUGCCAUGAUGCACCAAUUCCGCACUACGAACACCAUCAGGAAUCCCGCUAGAGCCCGCGCUGAGGAAAUUAUCUGGCCUGAGCAGUGCUGAUAGGGAGACGCGGAGUGAGGACGGGGGCUGCCACUGCAAGGUGAAAGGAAAAAAGACAGAAAGAAAAGGGGAAGGACGCCAGUGACAUCAUGCCUUCGUCCACUAUGCAGAUCUUCGCCUUCAUCCUGGCGCUGCUCGGGGUUCUGGGUGCCACCAUAGCCACACUGCUGCCCAACUGGAAGGUGAGCGUCGCCAUGGGCUCCAACAUCAUGACGGCAAUCUCGCAGAUGCAGGGCCUCUGGAUGGACUGCACCUGGUACAGCACGGGCAUCUUCAGCUGCACGCUCAAGUACUCCGUCCUGGCGCUGCCUGCUUACCUUCAGACCGCACGCACCACGAUGGUCCUCUCCUGCCUGUUGGCGACACUUGGGCUCUGGCUGGCAGCUCUGGGACUUAAAUGCACUCACUGGGGUGGUAGUCAGAGCUCCAAGGUCCAAACUGCGAUUGCGGCAGGAACAUGUUUUGUCCUUGCAGGCUUCCUGUGCCUUGUUCCUGCAUCCUGGUUCACCAAUGAGGUCAUCACCACCUUCAUGAACUCCAAAGUACCCCAGAGUGGAAAGUACGAACCGGGAGGAGCCGUUUACGUGGCAUUUGUAUCGGCUGGAUUUUUCUUAGCUGGAGGUGUCAUUUUCUGUCUGUCAUGCCCCAGAAAAAGGGACGGUGCCACAAAUUGCGGGUUAUCCAACCCUGACAAGUUAAUAAGGCAGGAGCAGGAGAAAAAGGAGCGUAGAGAACAACAGAGCCAGACGGAGCCACCGGAGCUGGAACACAAAGAGAAACCGGUGCAGGAGAAACUCCAGCUGGAACAGCAGCAGCAGCAGUACUACUCCCCAUCUCGUAAGCGACCUCAGGACACCAAGGCCCUUUACAGCUUGCAGGACUACGUCUAAAUCCAAACCAGACUCAGGGAACGAGGCUCAGGAUUUACACUCGGCUGUCAAAAGCGAUGAGACAAGGAAAGAGGGAGGAGCGAUGAUGCCGUCAACGCUUUUCUCCCCCUUUCGUCACUUCUAUCAUGUACUGUAACCGUAAGCGUAAAUGAUGUUUCCAGAACCUAAUCAAGAGCUGUAUAUCCUCAGGUGAAACACGCGAUGCCGCAAUGAACAUUAAAAGAGGGCAUGAAAAAGUUCUGACUGUGUCUGGGUUGUUCGAGAUAACGCUGUUACACGCCAAAGCUUUGAACUCAAGUCUGCAUGUGAGUGAUGGCUGGAAUCAUUAAUUACACGCAAUGAAACGGGAUCAUUAGAAAACAUGUCCAAAUGUGAUUUAAUUCAAACAAUUCUUGCUGUUUAUAGCUUUAUUGCAGAAUGCUAAGCAAAUAUGAGAAAACACAUAGCCCAGAAGCAUUAAGACAUGGUGUGUAUGUCAGAAUAAAAGUCUAAGCUCCAGCGUAGAUACAGUGCAGUGUCCUGUCCGUGUUUUCCAACGAGUCUGACGGAGGUGAAACAUAUUGAAGCGCACAUCAUCUGAGGUAAUGAUGCUCUUUGCUUUUCCAUUAGUUUCGCUCCGGACGGGUGCACACUGCUCAUUUAUUGCACGUAAGCACAGAUGCGAGUUUGUGUGUAUGCACACACACACACACACACACACACACACAAUCAAGCUCUCCUCCUCCUCCACACACACACACACACACUCUUGCUGCAGGGGGUAAUGGGGUCUUGCACCCAAUCAUUUUACCAUGUGUGACUGCCUGUCACUGGUGCACAAAAUGCAGCAGAGGCUGUUCUGAGGGACGCUGACAUUCCCGCGACAUGUUCUGUCCCUCGUGGACUUUUGAGAAAUGAGUCCCUUCAGCCACAUCUGAACCCUUUAAUAGGUUUGGCAAAACAUUCCUCGCCAUCGGUCAUGGUUUACACAGAGAAGGAUGUAUUUUUGGAAUAUAACGUAAAGAAGAACUAUAAGGACGAGAGUUUCAGCGACAGAAAAAGACUCGAUUUCUUAUAUUUAGAGAAUAAUUUAUUUAUUGUCAGUUGGCCCAGAUACAGUUCUGUGCAAAAGUCUUAGACACAUGUAAAGAAACGCUGUCGACCAAAAAUGGCUUAAAAAUAAUGAAAUGAAAUGUUUCAACAUUAAAAAAAUACUAUAAACGAUAAUCCGUGAGCCAUAAUCAAUGAAACAAGGUCAAUAUUUGGUGUGAGACGACCCUUUGCUUAAAAAAAAUAGUAGGAGUUGAAGGAAGAGGGAAACUGUAUAAAUGAUAUUUUGGUGAGAUUGUUCAGGUAAAGUAAAGAUCUAACAGCCAUGUUUUUCAGCCACGUCUCACUUUUAACCUUGAAGCCUUUCAUGAAGGACUUUCUAAUCAAAAUUAUAACAUACGCUUCAGAUACUGGACCGCUGACCAGUGCAGCUCAGCCUUGUCCCACACAAACAACAAAAAUGUAUUUGUUAUUAUUGUAUUUACUGAAUUUAUGAAAGGAAUCUCCAGUGUCAGCUCUUUGUAACAUUUCUUUGUCCAACAUGGUGAAAAAAUCAUCAGGAAGGACUGUUUAUAGCUGCUAUAACAUAAGCGCAAACAGGAAUUAGUAUAAAUACGCAGGUGAUUAUAGGAAAUCGUGUGUACUGAUUGGUUGAGAGAUUCUGAUUAUUUCUCGAUAAUCACCUCGAGCGACUCGGCAAAAUGGUGUCCAAUCGCUUCAUCACUGUACGGGAGGAAGAAUUACAGAUGAUGAAAGAAAAUGCUGUUCCUAAAAGCACUAAAGAUGCUCCAAAGUUUGGUCUAAAACUAUUCAAAGGGAAGGUGGGGUUGGGAUUUAUUUUAUCAAUUUCACAACAAAGUAUUUUACAUGACUCAGUGUAGAUCAGUGGCACAAAUCUGCGCCGCACCGUUAUUACAUUUACAUGCUGCUUUUAAAGAUUGAAAUAAAUUAUUUUUAAUGCGAUUUUUAAAAAAAUAAUCACCUGUGUAUUUAUACUAAAACAAUUAUCUGCCUCAAGCUCAGUGAAUAAUAACCUCGACUUUGUCUCAGUUAUUAUUUAAAUAAUAUUGUCUGGCUUUUUUUCGUGAUAUAUCAGAUAUAUUCCACUCAGCGAGCAUGAUACUGAACGAGUCAAAGACGAGUAGCUGAAUGGAAUACAUCUGAUAGACCAUGAAAAAAAAAGCCAGACAAUAUUAUUAUUAUUAUUAUUAUUAUUAUUAUCCAUACACAUUCCUUUCGGGUGCUCAAUGCAUCUUUCUCUUUCAAAAUUCUCUCAAAAUCUUCCGUAUUUAACAAAGCAAACUUACGGCCAUAUUUGUUUAUUUACAAAUUGUCACAGUCACUCGCUAGCACGGAAAUUUUACAUCGCCGACGUGUGACGUCAUGUUGUCUUGACAACCAUGCAAUAUCGUAAACCAUAUUCAACGCUCGUUCUCCAUUGGGUAGAGUGACGUAAUGCACGUAGGAUAAGCGAUAUGCUAACAAUAUUGCAUGCUAUCAAAUCAAAUGAAUGAAACCCGCUAGAAGGGAAUAGAACACGUUUU
Molecule: messenger RNA, 3802 nt
Organism: Neoarius graeffei (lesser salmon catfish)
Lineage: Eukaryota; Metazoa; Chordata; Actinopteri; Siluriformes; Ariidae
Product: claudin-20
Exons: 3
Coding region: 429-1229 (266 amino acids)
Biological process (GO): bicellular tight junction assembly; cell adhesion
Cellular component (GO): plasma membrane; bicellular tight junction
Molecular function (GO): structural molecule activity
Source: RefSeq, a predicted model, not a curated record